UGAGUUGCCGGUUUAUUGUCGACAUUUCGAGUUACUCUUUCAUCCUCAAUUCCAAAUAAAUAUAAUAUAUUAACAUGUUUAUUUUCUCAAUUUAAUUCAUAUUAGAAAAUGAUUUGAACCUACAAACAUCAACAACAAUUAACAAAUCGUUCAAUGAAACUUUAAAUCACAAUCAAUUUCUAACGUUAAGUGUCAUUUGGGUUCCAAUCAUCAUCCUUAUUAUAUAAUUUGUAUUUCCAUCAUCAAAGAUUAUUUUAUUUUCAAUCAUCAUCAAAAUUUAAAUUGUUCAAAAAUGUUGUUUACAUUAACAUUAACUGUUUUAUUAACAAUCUCAGGUUUUUCUUGUCAACGUCAAGGGCCACAAUUUAACUUCCCUGGUGGACCUGGUGGAUCACAGGGAGGUGGUGGUGGUGUCGAUAGACCACAAGGUAAUUCGGGUAAUUUUCAAUCAUUCCAACCUGCAGUAGCCCCACAAUCUGCACCUCGAGAGUCCAACUCAGCACCAGCCAAUGUGCCAGCACCACCUCGGCCAAUUCUAGCGGCAAACUUUGCCUGCCCCGAGAAGACGGGUUUCUUUGCCCACUCCAAGAGCUGUGAUAAAUACUAUGCCUGUGAAAACGGGACCGCGACCCUCAAGACCUGCGGUAACGGACUAGUCUUUGACGACGCCGAUUACAUGAGGGAAAACUGUGCCUACCCCUUCUCAGUGGACUGUGGUCAUCGUACCGAUAUGGAACCUCCGAUAAGUACACCUAAUUGUCCACGAUUGUACGGAAUUUUCCCUCAUUCGACCAACUGUAAAGUAUUUUAUUCGUGCUGGAACGGUGAGGCCAAUAGGUACGACUGUCCACCCGGAUUGGCCUACGAUGAUGAACAACGGGUUUGUGUUUGGGCUGAUUUAGUUUCUCGAUGUGACAAAGCAACUUUAUCUGAUGGUUUCGUUUGCCCCGAAGGCGGAGAAAGUGACCAACCUGGACAUUACACUCGUCAUCCUCAUCCAACCGAUUGUCGUAAAUUUUAUGUCUGUAUCGAUGCCGUAGCUCGUGCUUAUGGCUGCUCUUUUGGUACCGUUUUCAACACCGAUACACUUCAAUGUGACGAACCUGAAAAUGUUCAAGGAUGUGAAAAAUACUACGGUGAUGUUGACCCAAAGACCGCAAAGAAAUUGAAAGGACAAAAUUAGAUGAAUCAAUCAUCUUCUAAUUUCUUAAUUACCAAAAAAAGACAAUCUAACCAUCGUUAAUUAACUUUCUAUCUCUCUCUCUCUAUCUCAAGCCAUCAUCUCUCAUUUAAUCUUUUUUUGUCUUCUCAACAUCUUCUUCUCAUCAUAUUCAUAACGCUUUUCAAUACUUAAUCAAUUUCCAGUUAACUCCAUCCAGUUUUGAUAACUCAUCAUUUCCGUUUCCUUCAUCUUUUUUUAUAUAUCAAGAGAAAUGUUUGUCUACAUAAAUUUACUUCCGCAAGGUUAAUCAAAAGGGAGGAAAAUGAUUAACACAAUUUAAUUUGUUCAAAUGGAUAACAACAAAUACUCAUUGAAAAUUUGAACUUCUAUUUACUUAAUUACCAAUCUUAUACCAAAUGAUUUAAUUUGAUUAAUUAACAAACUUAUCGAUUGAAAUUAAGAUCAACAAUCAACAUUUCCAAAAACAAUCAAUAUUGAACUCGAUAUUAUCAUCAAUGGUUUAAUUAUCAUUGUCGAGAUGUUAACGAGACGAAAACAAAAUCACAAUUAAAAUUAUUAUUUCCUAAUAAUAAUUAAAUUACCAUAAAAAUAAUAAAAACAAACAUUUAACAAUUAA
Molecule: messenger RNA, 1799 nt
Organism: Panonychus citri (citrus red mite)
Lineage: Eukaryota; Metazoa; Arthropoda; Arachnida; Trombidiformes; Tetranychidae
Product: protein obstructor-E-like
Exons: 6
Coding region: 293-1183 (296 amino acids)
Cellular component (GO): extracellular region
Molecular function (GO): chitin binding
Source: RefSeq, a predicted model, not a curated record